Passer domesticus (house sparrow) is the source of this 588-nucleotide messenger RNA. RefSeq names its product olfactory receptor 14J1-like. Gene Ontology annotation, molecular function: olfactory receptor activity. The record is from RefSeq and is a predicted model, not a curated record. The transcript has a single exon. Bases 1 to 588 code for a protein of 195 amino acids. NCBI's taxonomy places the organism in Eukaryota, Metazoa, Chordata, Aves, Passeriformes, Passeridae. Gene Ontology annotation, cellular component: plasma membrane. Gene Ontology annotation, biological process: detection of chemical stimulus involved in sensory perception of smell; G protein-coupled receptor signaling pathway.
AUGUGCUACGACCGCUACGUGUCCAUCUGCAAACCCCUGCACUACGGGACCCUCCUGGGCAGCAGAGCUUGUGCCCACAUGGCAGCAGCUGCCUGGGCCAGUGCCUUUCUCACUGCUCUGCUGCACACAGCCAAUACAUUUUCCCUGCCCCUGUGCCAUGGCAAUGCCCUGGGCCAGUUCUUCUGUGAAAUCCCAUACAUCCUCAAGCUCUCCUGCUCCAAAUCCUUCCUCAGGGAACUUGGGCUUCUUGUGUUCUCCCUCUGUUUGGUAUUUGGUUGUUUUGUGUUCAUUGUUUUCUCCUAUGUGCAGAUCUUCAGGGCCGUGCUGAGGAUCCCCUCUGAGCAGGGACAGCACAAAGCCUUUUCCACCUGCCUCCCUCACCUGGCUGUGGUCUCUCUGUUUAUCAGCACUGCCUCAUUCACCUACCUGAAGCCCCCCUCCAUCUCCUCCCCAUCCCUGGAUCUGGCCCUGUCAGUUCUGUACUCGAUGGUGCCUCCAGCCCUGAACCCCCUCAUCUACAGCCUGAGGAACCAGGAGCUCAAGGGUACCCUGAGGAAAAUGAUGAAUGUAUCUUUUCAAAAAUGUUAA